ACUAUAUAAAGGGGAUGAUGCAUACUUUAAUUUGCAGAGCAAACACGUUUCAAAGAGAAGAUGGGAACUUCACUUACCUAUGCAAUGGCAUUUUGCCUAAUUGCUAUCAGUGUUCAUAUUAAUGUUGCUGCUGAUAUACAUUAUUAUGCAUCCCAGCCAAAGUACUACUCUUCACCUCCAAAGCAUCCAGAAUAUCCAUCCUCACAGAAAGUCCCACAGCAUGCAGAACACUCACACCACUAUCACAAAUUAACUCCAUCAUACACUUACAAAUCUCCACCCCCACCUUCUCAUUCACCACCUCCACCUUAUAUUUAUAAGUCACCACCACCACCUUCUCCCUCACCUCCUCCGCCAUAUGUCUAUAAAUCUCCACCUCCGCCAUCCCCAUCACCACCCCCUCCUUAUGUUUAUAAGUCACCACCACCACCUUCUCCCUCACCUCCCCCACCAUAUAUCUACAAAUCUCCUCCACCUCCCUCUCCUUCACCACCGCCUCCUUAUGUCUAUAAGUCCCCACCUCCUCCGUCAUCUUCACCUCCACCACCAUAUGUCUAUAAGUCCCCACCACCACCUUCUCCAUCACCACCACCUCCAUAUGUAUAUAAGUCUCCACCACCACCUUCCCCCUCACCACCUCCUCCAUAUAUUUACAAAUCACCACCGCCGCCUUCUCCUUCACCUCCCCCACCAUAUCUCUACAAAUCACCUCCACCUCCCUCUCCUUCACCACCGCCUCCGUAUGUCUAUAAGUCUCCACCUCCUCCGUCUCCUUCACCUCCUCCCCCAUAUGUCUACAAGUCUCCACCACCACCUUCUCCAUCGCCACCACCUCCAUAUGUGUACAAGUCUCCACCACCGCCUUCCCCCUCACCUCCUCCACCAUAUAUUUACAAGUCACCACCACCACCUUCUCCAUCACCUCCCCCACCAUAUGUCUACAAAUCUCCUCCACCUCCUUCUCCUUCACCACCACCUCCGUAUGUCUAUAAGUCUCCACCUCCUCCGUCCCCUUCACCUCCACCACCAUAUGUCUACAAGUCUCCACCUCCUCCGUCUCCUUCACCUCCUCCCCCAUAUGUCUACAAGUCCCCACCACCGCCUUCCCCCUCACCACCACCUCCAUAUGUUUACAAAUCUCCACCACCUCCAUCCCCUUCCCCUCCCCCUCCAUAUGUUUACAAGUCUCCACCACCACCAUCUCCUUCACCUCCUCCGUCAUAUAUCUACAAAUCUCCACCUCCACCAUCCCCAUCACCACCACUUCUAUAUAUUUACAAGUCUCCUCCCCCACCAUCUCCUUCACCACCUCCUCCAUAUGUGUACAAAUCUCCACCUCCACCUUCUUCCCAUGUUCCACCAUAUAUCCGUAAAUCACCCACUCCUUAUGUCCACAAGCAUCCGGCUUAUCACCUUCCCAACCUCUACAACUCUCCACCACCACCUCCAAGAGUCUAUUAAUUCAGCUAAACCAACUUAAUUUGUUUCAAUAAAAUUAUUUCAUACAUUGUUGUUAUUUCAUUUAUAUCUACAUCAAAUAGCAUUGUUGUGAAUGUAGACCUGGUGUGUCAUUAUGUCUCAUUAUUAAUUCAAAAGUCUGUU
Molecule: messenger RNA, 1602 nt
Organism: Lathyrus oleraceus (garden pea)
Lineage: Eukaryota; Viridiplantae; Streptophyta; Magnoliopsida; Fabales; Fabaceae
Product: extensin-2-like
Exons: 1
Coding region: 61-1461 (466 amino acids)
Biological process (GO): plant-type cell wall organization
Molecular function (GO): structural constituent of cell wall
Source: RefSeq, a predicted model, not a curated record